Paramecium tetraurelia is the source of this 1554-nucleotide messenger RNA. RefSeq lists its product as uncharacterized. Lineage: Eukaryota; Ciliophora; Oligohymenophorea; Peniculida; Parameciidae. Gene Ontology annotation, molecular function: phosphatidylinositol binding. The transcript is spliced from 7 exons. The record is from RefSeq and is a predicted model, not a curated record.
AUGAACAAUAUUGAAAUAUUAUAGAAACUUUUAAUUGAAGAAAUCAUAAAUAAACAAUAUAGUCAAGAAGACUUUGAGUAGUAUGUUUAAGUCUAAGCACCAGAUAAGGAUGAUCUUUCAAAGUGGAAUUAUGAAGACUUAAAGUUGUGUAUUGAGAACUUUUAAACUUCAAAAAACACUUUAAAGCAAACUCCAAAAUAAGAAGGAGAAAUUUAUGGAUUCUAAAAUAUUGAUGAGAAAUUAUACUCAGUAAUUGUUUCAAUUUAACAUAAAAUCUAUAUUGACAAUAUCUCUUUGGAUCCAUAUGAAAAAGUUAUAAAGUGUUAGUAAGAGAAAUACCUCAUUGAAAAGGAUGUCGAGUUAUAAUUUUAGAUUUCACAUCCUUAGGAAGUAAGAGCUUCAGGAUUAUGGUCUUUUAUCACUUAGAAAAAUUUUGUUGUUUUUUCAAUCUAGACGUUUCCAAUGCAAUUUAAGGUAUCAAGAACAUUAUAAGAAUUUAAUGAUCUGAGAAAUGUUAUUUGUCAAUAUUUUCCUGAAAAAAUAAUUCCUAGAUUUCCUUAUGGAGAAUUAACUAAAUUGGAUGAAAUGCAACCAAUGAUGGAGAACAUCAUUCUUUCAAUAAAAAAUUUACUCUUACUUUAUAAUUAAAUCCCUAUAAUUAGAACAAUAUAGCCUUGUUUAUGGUUUAUAAACGAAGACAAUUAAUAAUUACUUUAAAAAAAACUAAAAGAAGAAUUAUAAAAAGAAAAGAGAUAUAAAUUACAAUAAAAAUAGACAAAAACAGGAGACAUUAAAGUUUCUUUAACUUUUGAUGGAUAUAAAAAAUUUUUAGAUUAAUCAUCUUAUCCAACCACUGCGAUUAAUCUUCUCAACGAAAUUAUCUGUAACAUCAAUGAAUUUUGCGCUUACCAAAAAAAGUCGUAAGAAUUUUUAGGAAAUGCUACUUAAAAUUUGAUUGAAUUAACAAGUACUUUACCAAAAUAUCCUGAACAAAGUAGACUUAUUGAGUACAUCAAUUUGACAAAUGAUCAUUUUAAUUAAAUUACAUAAGAAAUAAAUGAUUCCUGUACAUUACUUGAUAAAAAUUUAAAAUAAACAUUUGCAAAAUUAUUAAGAAGUCAUAAGUCUUUUAUUAGAUUAUAUGAAAAUGUGUAUGAUAUUAGAAGUAAGUUUGUCUAAGAUUAUAAUAUACUAAAUAAAAAAAAGGAUGAUCUAAUUAGAAAUAGCGAUUUGAAAACAUUAAUUUAAAAAAUAAUAUCAUAAAAUAAAUUUGAUUAAUCAGAAUGUGAUAAAUUAUUAACUGAUUCUGAAUACUUGAAAGGGUUCCUUAAUGUUCAAGAAACUCAGUAAAAUUAAUAACUUCAAGAUCAGUUAGUUUAUAUGCUAUAAGAAUAUUCGAAGACUAUAGAUGAGUAAUUUAGAGUUGAUAAGCUUAAAGUGGUUACAACCUUUGGGGGAUUUCUUUCUUCAAAGUAGAAACUCUGUCAAAAAUAUUGUGAGCAAUGGUAGGAUUUAGUUUAUAAAUAUGAGAUGGUAAAAGAAAAAUUGAAUUGA